AUGACAGCAUACGGGCAUUCAGCAGGAGAGUUCAUCGAAUGUCUCAGUAUCGCGAUACAGCUGAAGAAAGAAGAAACUGUGGAUCAAUUCGGCAACGUAGCAUAUCGAGUUGGAUUCAAAAUCGGUGGUGGAAUUGAUCAAGAUCCUGCCUGUGCCCCAUUCAAAUAUCCCGAUCAGGGUAUAUACAUCACCCACAUCGACGAAGAUUCACCGGCAGCUCGAGCAGGACUUAGGCGCCAUGACAAAAUCCUUCAGGUGAAUGGACUUGACUUCACGUUGCUGACUCAUGAGCGAGCAGUAAAGUAUAUCAAGAAGUACGCCGUGUUGGACAUGCUUGUGGCUCGGGCUGAACUUCCUUUUUUGCACCACUGA
Molecule: messenger RNA, 372 nt
Organism: Cooperia oncophora
Lineage: Eukaryota; Metazoa; Nematoda; Chromadorea; Rhabditida; Trichostrongylidae
Source: the annotation of a GenBank genome assembly